GACACAAACGCCUUAAAGAACGAAAUAUAACCUGAAAUCUACAAAACAGUGUAGAUUCGAUCCCGUUUUUGACAAUAAAAACUUGAGCGCUCGUCUGAUAAUAAUAACGAUUUGAUUGUUGACAAAACACUAGGAUACUACGAGCUGUAAAUAAUCAAUUGUCAAAUGAGAAAUAUGGGUUUGCAUAGCCAUGAAAGAAAUUAAUUCGUCGCUCAUGUCAUGUCAUAUAGUUGGACCGAAAGACAGAAAUUCACAUUUUGUUACGAUACCAUUAUGAUCACGUGUUAAUUCAUAUUUAUUCGACGGCAUACAUAGCGAUGUUGCCCUCAACAGGGUACUUUAAAACAAUCAACUGCCCAUUUUAUGACAGUGGGUUGUGCGAAAGGCCUUAUUGUCACUUCAAACAUCCGAGGAGAGAUGAAGCGGCAGCAAAUUCUGGUCUACCGAUUCAAGCUGUGGCAUUAAACCAAAAUGAGGGAAUUGCCGCCAUAGAUACUCAGAAUUCUAGUACCUUCCAAGAGUUGGUCUCCCAGGCAGUGAAAAAGGUUUUAGCUACCCAGGAUGUGACUGAAACGGCUAAGAUAUCAGACAACAUUGUAUCCAGGGUAGUUGAGGAGCUCAAUCCAGCCUCCAGUUCUGCGGUUCGACCAGUAAUUCCAACACCUCAGGCCACAGUUCAACCAACACCUUGUGUCUAUAAUCCUACACCUAUAGCAGAGUUGAAGAAAAGGCACAUUCCUGUUGUCCCUUACAUGCCCACCAGAGAUAGUAGAAUAGCAGUGAAACGCAAGACUUCUCCAGAGAGAUUCAAACCCUGGCUUAGUGUUCCGCAGGAUAUUACCAACUCCUUAGACAAUGCUUUGUCCGGGCCUAGCUAUUCAACUGGCAAGGUUACGGAAAUAACUUACAAACCUACUGCGAUAACAAACAUUACAGACACCACUAAUGUGCAAGGUUAUAUACCAACCACGAAAUCUGAUUCCUCAUCUUCUAAUUCUUUCGAAGAUGGAAACUCAAGCGAUUACAUUUUCAAGACGAAAGAGGAGUACUGGCCAAAGUCCAAAAAGCGCAGAGAGGAAUAUGUUCCAAAGAAACUCAAAGUCCCCCUAAAGAUUGUACAGCAAUUAGACGAGCCUGAUGCAGAUCAAGCAGUAGCUGAAAUGGGGACCACAGGAGAGGUUCCAAAUACUAAUGAACACAAUACCGAACGACUUGAAAACAAGGGCUUAGAGGAAUAUGAGCUGGAAGUAGAACCACAAUUUUCUGAUGAGGAUGAGCGCGAUAAAAUUUGCAAUAAUUCUACUAAAAAAACGAACGAAGCAGAAGUCACGAAUUCGGAGGAGUCUAGAAGAAGUCAGAAGUCGAGUAGUAGAUCAAACGACGUAAAAGAUAGUAGCCGUGGCAAUAAAACAACGGAUAAAACGACAAGCAAUGUUAAGGAUAAGGAAAAGUCCAAAGAGAAAUCUGAUAAGGAUAAGAGUAGUAAAAAAGAAAGGAGCAGCAGCACAAGUGAACGGAACAAGGACUUGAAGGAAGUGAGUAAUCGAGAGAAGAGCAAGGAUAAGGACAAGCAUAGGAGUAGUUCAAGUUCAAAAGAAAAAUCCCAUUCGUCAUCUUCGAAUAAGGAUAAGAGUAGAAGACACGCAAGAGAAAAAGGGAAGAGCAGGCACAGUGACAAUGAAAGCUCAAGGCGGAGCAAAGAAUCCUCUUCUAAGUCAAGCAAACAUAAGGACAGGAGUGUGAGAGGAAAAAGCAAGGAUAGUCACAAAUCUAGCAGUCGGGAUAAGCACAGAAGCACAUCGAGUUCGUCAUCCAGCAAAGAUAAACACUCCCACAAGUCAGACAAGAGUUACAGAUCGAGUACAAAAUCGAGCACUUUGAACAAAAAAUCCGAAUCUAGGAAAACGAGCGGAAAUGAGACUAGCAGCAACGAAGACCACGACGAAAAAGAGAAUAGCCCAUCGAUCAGGUACAGACCCUCUUCUCCGUUCUCCGAAGAGAUUCUGGAGAUCUCCGACUCUGACCACGAUAUUGAAGAAGAAUGCCUCAAGAUAUUUCAGGAAUACGAAGUUCCUGACCACCCAAAAGAGACCAACGUUGCAGAGCGGCCUAAGCCGGAGCCUCAAGAAACCGGAGAAACAGGCCGCAAAAGAGUAGCUCAUCCCUCGGCGGAUCAAUUUUGUGAAAUCAAAAGGGUACCUGCUAAACCACCAAAGAUACCAGUGAAUCCUCAUCUUCGAUUGACCGAAAGGUGGCGAUUAAUGAAGGAAGCAAUCGCCACUGCUAAUGCCGAGAAAACAACAGCUCCUACCGCCGUGAUUAACGCUUCGCAAAGCUUUUCGGCAGAGUCGAAAAAAACUUCAGGAGGAACAAAACAUACCGAACAAGUCGUCAAUGGAAACGGUCGUUUGAGAAUCGCGCACGUACCUUAUGCAACUUCUCUUGCAUUGGCGAAGCAAAAGGUAACGCAGGCGAUGAAUAAAGCCGUGGAAAACAAAACUGUCGCACAAACGGCAAAAGGUGGAUCUCGAGUUGCACACGUUCCGCAAGUGAUUCCACAGUUGAUAAGACCGGAACCAUUGAAUGUGGUAACACAGAAAUUCCCGCUCAACGUUCGCCAAUACUACGUGAACAUGAUGCAAGAUGUUUGUGUUCAAAUAUAUACAAACGCCGAAGACGCGGCGCAGAGGGCUGUGAGGGAGGAAUUCGCUUGUCACGAACGUUGUAAGGCAGUGGCUGUGUACAAGAAUUCUUGUAUGUUGGCCACGCACAGGCUUCGAAAAGAGUUGGACCAGCGAUCAGGUGACAGCGGUACCUCUUCCGCCAGUGGAACAGUUUCGCACGAAUCAGUGCUCGCUGGAAAAUCCAAGGGGUCAUGGAGCGUUGUAAAGACGAAGAGAUCGGUGAUGGAAUUCAAGGGAGCAAUACUCUACACCCUUCUCUCGAAAUGGAUUCUGACGGAAGAACAACUCAGAGAAAAUGGAUAUCCUAGGCCGCACCCCGACGGGCCUACGGGGCGCGUGAAAGUCUACGUUACGAACACGCGGGGUCAAACGAUUCUUUCCAAAGUGCCUAACGAGAGAUUCUGCAGUCGCUGCAAUCAGCCUUACAUGGUUGACAAGCACGGAUACGCCACCGCGCAACAAAACUGUAUUUAUCAUUGGGGCAGGAAGUUUACGGUGAAAGGCGAGGGAAGGUACAGCUGCUGUCGCCAGUACGGAUCCGCGCCUGGAUGCUGCGACGCGAAAACGCAUGUCUGGGACUACGUGGAUUACGAAAAUCUUCGCGGUUACGUUAAAACACUGCCAAAAGAUGACCUACCGGUCGAAGAGCACGGGGUCUAUGCCCUGGAUUGUGAAAUGUCCUACACUACGCAAGGUCUCGAAUUGACCAGGGUGACUGUGAUAAACGAAGAGUGCAACGUCGUUUACGAAACAUUCGUGAAACCCGUCCACCCUGUGGUAGACUACAACACUAGAUUCUCAGGGAUUACAGAACAAAAUAUGGAAGGGAUCACCACUACCUUGCUCGACGUUCAGGCCACUCUCUUAUCAAUGUUCUCUGAUAAGACUAUACUCAUCGGUCACAGUUUGGAGAGCGAUUUCAAGGCUCUUAAAUUGCUCCAUGACUCGGUGGUUGACACCAGUAUUAUGUUUCCUCACCGAAACGGGCCCCCGCAAAAAAGAGCGCUCCGAAAUCUUUGCUCGGAAUAUCUACGGAAGAUAAUUCAGAACGACGUCGGUGGUCACGACAGUAACGAAGACGCUGUCUCGUGCAUGGAGUUAGUCCUUUGGAAAUUGAAGGAAGAAGCAAAGUCGCAAUAAGAAAUAACUAUGAAAGAAAAUUAUCAGACGAUCCUAAAGAAACAGAGGGGGUUACGAAUCGCUAACACCGUUCAAUUUUCCUGUAAUUUGCGUCUCUGUUCAAUAAACUAUUACGCACCUCUUUGAUUUAAUUUUAGCGUCGCAGUCAAUCUGUCACAAAUGUUGUCACUUUUAUUUUCUUUUAUUUAAAAUAUAUCUGCGUAUGGGUUCGAUUGUGUUUCUGACCGCACGAUAAUGCAGAGUUGGCGCAAAGUACAGGGAGAUGCACGGACGACGAUGAGAUCUGAAAAGAAAGAAAAUAUUGAAAAAAAAAAAAAAAGGAAAGAUAUAAUAAAGAACAAAUACCAGUAACAGCUAUUUCCUUCGUAUAUUUCGAUCAAUAAUAUUUUUGUACUCAGUUACUUACUUAAAUCAAUCGGCACAUUAAAGUGACAAGAUCAGUCGAG
Messenger RNA from Athalia rosae (coleseed sawfly), 4270 nucleotides. Its product is annotated as RNA exonuclease 1 homolog. Gene Ontology annotation, molecular function: exonuclease activity; nucleic acid binding; metal ion binding. Gene Ontology annotation, cellular component: nucleus. The coding region runs from base 318 to 3824 and encodes 1168 amino acids. NCBI's taxonomy places the organism in Eukaryota, Metazoa, Arthropoda, Insecta, Hymenoptera, Athaliidae. The transcript has 8 exons. The record is from RefSeq and is a predicted model, not a curated record.